Molecule: messenger RNA, 3803 nt
Organism: Scomber scombrus (Atlantic mackerel)
Lineage: Eukaryota; Metazoa; Chordata; Actinopteri; Scombriformes; Scombridae
Gene: pld3
Product: phospholipase D family member 3
Exons: 12
Coding region: 238-1692 (484 amino acids)
Molecular function (GO): catalytic activity
Source: RefSeq, a predicted model, not a curated record
CGUCUGUACUGAAAUGGGUAUUUACAGCGCUGUGAAUGAAGCUACUCCUUUGUUUUUCUCGUAUUUAACAACGAAAUAGCAACUUCAAAUUGUAUCCUGUCUAAACAGCAGGUGUCGAGGCUGCCGUAUGCGAGAUUUUAAUUCACCUGGACACGUAAUAACAGAGCUGAAGAGGAUCAUCUGACCUCAGCUGCCAGGACUGAUAUCUAUCAUACUGGAGUCAUUUCAUCUGUGAACAUGAAGACGGAUAUCCCUUACAACCAGCUGAUGGACUUGGAGUGGAGGAGACAAGAAUCCAACAGGAAGGCACAGGCGUAUUCUCGCUGUGUGAUAGCGCUGGCCACUGUGGCGACAGUACUGCUGGCCGCCACGGCUCUCUAUAACAUCCUGACGCAGAAAGGUCCCUCCAGCCACCCUACACCGAGCAGCAGCCUCCAUGUGGGCCAGGGCGAGUCCUGCUCAGACCCCUGCAAGAUCAUUCUGUUGGAGAGCAUCCCUGAAGGGUUGGAGUUUAAUUCCAGCACCGCUAACCCCUCCAUCUACCAGGCGUGGCUCAAUCUGAUGAGCGAGGCUCGCAGCAGCAUCGACAUCGCCUCCUUUUACUGGACGCUCACCAACAAAGACACCGGCACUCACCAUCCAACAGCCUAUCAAGGUGAGACCGUUCUAAAGGAACUAGCUAAACUUUCAGGGCAGUUGUCUGUUCGCAUCGCCGUCAACACGCCACCGGAGAGUCAACCACAGGGUGACCUCAGACUGCUCAACGACUCAGGAGCUGAUAUCAGGACAGUAAACAUGAGACAACUGACAACAGGGGUCCUCCACACCAAGUUCUGGGUAGUGGACAAGAAACACAUUUACAUUGGUAGUGCCAACAUGGACUGGAGAUCCCUCACACAGGUGAAGGAGCUGGGCGUGGUGGUCUACAACUGCAGCUGCUUGGCGGCAGACCUGGGUAAGAUCUUUGAAGCGUACUGGUUCCUGGGGGAGAGUCAAUCAAUCCCGUCACCAUGGCCCACCAGCUUCUCCACCCUCUACAACAAGGACACGCCCCUGCAGCUGGCACUCAAUGACACGCCGUCCAGCGUCUACCUGUCGAGUUCCCCUCCGUCCUUCUGUGCAGCCGGCAGGACUCCAGACCUUCAGUCCAUCCUCAGUGUGAUGGAUGAUGCCCAGAGCUUCAUCUACAUAGCUGUCAUGAACUACCUGCCCACAAUGGAGUUCUCACAUCCUAAAAGGUACUGGGAAGACAUUGACACCCAGCUGAGGCGAGUUGCAUACGAGAGGCAGGUCAAAGUGCGCCUGCUGAUCAGCUGCUGGGGCAGCACCCAGCCAGUCAUGUUGUCCUUCCUGAAGUCUCUGGCCUCGGUUUACGACUUCAAGACCAAACUUGACAUCCAGGUGAGGCUGUUUGUGGUGCCUGCCAGCCCUGAGCAGAAAGAGAUUCCCUUUGCCAGAGUCAAUCACAACAAGUACAUGGUGACUGACAAGGUCGCUUAUAUAGGUACAUCUAACUGGUCAGGGGACUACUUUGUACACACAGCUGGCUCAGCAUUGGUUGUCAACCAGACUGCAUCACAGUCCCAGGAGCCAACGGUCCAAUCACAGCUAAGGGCCGUGUUUGAGAGAGACUGGAGCUCUGACUACAGCACUCCUGUCACCCAGCACACAAACCUCAAAAACAUCUGUUAGUUCAACCAGCCAGUAUGACAGACACCAUAUCAGUCUGCGUCAACAAAUCAACGUCAACGUGGAACAUGGAACCUCCUGAGCUUAAAAAUCGCUUACAGCCGACUCCGUAGUGGAGCAGAGUUUCCUCGUUUGCUCUAGGUCCAAAAGAUUGUGGACUUACAGUAAACCUGGCCAAUCACAGCUUCAGUGCCAAACUCCUAUUGGACUGGAGACAGAUGAUCAAACCAGUUAACUGCCCAGUAGUGCCAGUGUUACACUGCUUUCCAGUGGCACUUGAAUUAUAUUUCUUUUGUCUUCUGUUUCUAUCCAAACUUACAGGAUUCAAACUACAUUUGUGGGUAAUUAGCCUGAUAACAAUUUAAUUAUUGGCAAGUCAUCAGAUUGCUGCAACAUUCAUUGGUCAGCAGUCAGAAGGUUUUGGGACAAAUUACCUGCAUCGACAAACCAUGAUCAGAUAGUUUUCUAAUGCAGAACCUCCAGUUGACACAGUAUACAGUGUUUUUAAACCUAAAGUCAGGAACUUUUUACAUAUAAAUGAAUGUUCGUUACAGUCAAACCUUUGCCAAACAAGUUAGCAUAAUGUUGAUUAAGCCUAUCACCUCCAGAUAAAUCUCUGUGUUUCACAGUAUACUGCAGAUGCUCUAUGGGCCUGAGCCAGUUAAUGACCAGUUAGCUCUCUGCUAACUUGAAUGGGGAUAGAAUAGUUUAAUUGUGUGGCUCUUUUAGACUUUCCAAAUGUUAUCAGGCCUAAUGGAUCAAAUUCUGUUUUAGCAAGGGAUGGGUGACGUUCUAAACAAUUUAUCCUCCAUUUUACAGUCGAUACACUAUUGUGAGACUAGACUACAGCGGAGCCUAUGACUUAAACUAGUCUCUACAGUGUUUUUGUAAUUACUCUCACUGUCAGAAGGGGGAGACAAACGUCCCUACACUGCAACUUCAACUCAGAGCUGCACCAUUGUGCGGUUUCUGUUAUGUAGUGCCAGUAGCAGUAGGGGGCGCUGUUUCACCUCUCCUGUCAAGUCAACUUUUUGUGGUGGCACAUUGUUUUCAGAUAGAUUCAUUGAUAAUUGUUUCAGUUUUGAAGAUCACUCCCAAUGCAAUACUUUUAUACAACAUCAGCCUCAGUGGGGAAUUUUGUAUCCCACCCUCUCAGGGAGUAAAGUUUGAGUGUGUCUUAUCUGAUCAUUAUAGUUUGCUGCAACUUGGGACUAAUUAAUGCUUAAACUGGUGUGCUGUUCCUGUAAUGUAAAUAAGAUGAGCUUUAGAAAAUCCACUCUAAGUAUUCAGGACUGUUUUUUAAAAAUUAAAUUCAUUUAAGCAGUGCAUACAUUAUACUUUAAGUUUGCUGUAGGACUUGAUGAGGAUGAACAAAUUUAAUUUCCACUGUGUGGAGUGAUUGAAACUACCAAUUAGUGGAGAAAUGGUUGUUAUGGCAACUGUCCAAAUAAGGGUGUUUACAAGUAGCGGUGUGCUCAUAAAAAAAAUGCUCGGGGACAGUUAUUAUGCACAUGUCAUUAUCUCCUGCCUCUUUUUAAAGCAGUUACUCUGAAUAAAUGUCUCUGAAUCAAACCUGUUUCAGCCUGUCUCACAAUAUUAAUGGUCCCUCUGAUGCAUACAUAGACCGGUUUAAUUAUGUUAAAAGCAACUGUGCAGGAUUACAGCAAAAAGGGAUUUAUAUGACUCACCAGAAUUUACUGCCCUUGUGUAUUUGUUAGUGAAAAGCCUCUUUAUCUAACUUGGUUCUGAACCUGAAAAGCUAAAAACUUUGUACUCCUGAAUGUGUGAUAAAAGCAUCAGAGGACAGCAGGACUUGUAUAAAAGAGAAACACACACACACACAGUUUGCCACUCACUGCUGGUUGUUUCAUGCUUCAUUUAGUGUGUGAACUGAUACCCGAUAAUGCUUCGUUAGUCCCAAAUGUGGCAUGAAAUAAACAUGCUGUUAUGAAACUGAAUAUAAUGACAUCCAUAACAUCCCAAAACAUUUCCUUCAUGCGAUGAAAAUGUGUUUAAAAUGUUUUGACUUUGACCCAACAGUGCAUAACGAACAACCAGAGCCAACAACCAUCUGCUUCCCAAACUACCAAGUAAAAUAAACAGUAUUAAAGCUG